UCGCCAGUGCUCGUCGUUCUCACGCAGCUCAAGAAUUUUCAUCCUUCAUUCGGCUUGAAUGGUUUACCGUUUGGAGUGCAGAAUCAGCAGAAUUUGACGGAAACCCGGUAAAGAACGCAAGUUUCGGUUUAAAAUCAAUCGUCCUAGUGUAUAUAAGUGGUUCCGGUUUUAUUCUGCAUCAGUGCAGCUGGUCAGCCGUGUGAUUAACUGUGAAAAAUGCGUGAAAUAUGCUGCUGGAAAAUCGAAGGCACAUUCCUGCACAUCCUUUGCCACAGCUUUGAGGGAGGUCAAGUACAGCACCCGGAAAUGAUCUCGCAUGAUUAUUAAAGUUUCGAUUAGUGUCCCUGAAAGGACGAAACAUCGUGAAAUUAUGCCAAUUAAUAAUCAAACUGGAUAAGAUAAAAAAUUAGUGAAACAGUUCGCAGAAACAUGAAAAUGAUUGCCGAAGCAAAUAAUUUUUCCUCCCGCAAAUAAAACCUACCCACACGAAUGUACUUUACACACACAUCUGUGGGAGUGUAUGAGAAGUGGAGCGGAAAAAUGUAAACAAUAAACCUCUUGGGAAAGAAGAGCAGAAGAAAAAAGAUAUGCGAACAGUAAACAUCAAAAGUGUUGCUAUUUCGCUGUAAAUCUGAAAAAGUUAAAAAUAAUGAAAUAUUUAAAAUAGCCCAACUGUAAUAUGUAAUGUAAUUUUCCCGGCUAUUAAAUAUAUUAUACAUAGGAAAACAAAUCUAAAAUAACCAGAGAGAGAGAAAAAAAGUAUUUACCUGACAUGCAGUGGUACUACAAGCUGCUAGCCCGUCGCCCGCAUUUUGUGGUGCUCUCGGUCGGCAUCUGCUCGAUUGCCUGCAUAGUGGUGGCGCUGGUGGCGAGAAAACUGCCAGACUUUGACGAUCCGACGUUGGGCUUUGAAGCCAGGGGCACGCCGAUCGGCAGCCGGUGGACCGCGUGGCGCAAUUUGUUGGAGGAAACCAGCGCUUCCGGUCGGUUGAUUGCCAAUCCCAAGGAGCUAUACGAUCGACAAGCGGCCACGGAAUACGAAACCGGUUUCCGCCCGCAUAAACGUAGGAAGGAUCGCAAAAAGAGCAACGGCAAAUCGAAAAAGCGGAAUAAGUUGAACAAAGUCAAAUUAUUGAAAGAACUUAAGUUGAACAACAAAUCCUUGAACGGUGAGGUAAUAAGCUUCGAAGAGUAUGACAAUGAAACAUUCAUCAGCAGACACGACAACUGGGAAUACGGACGGAAUAUGUCUUUUUACACGGAGGAGACUGGUAACAAAACGAUGGAGAAGAAGCGUGCCAAGUGGGAUACGUUAAGAAAUCUGAAUCCGCCACCGGAUCCCAUAGAAAUGCAUAUUCCGGCGGAUGGUUUCUUCUGUGAAUCACCAAACAAAGAAUUUGCACACUUUGUGGUGCAGCGCGUGAAGCACAAUCUGAGCGACAGUCUGUUCGAAUUGAACGCAUUCCUGGCGAUGUGUGACCUCGAGCAGCGUAUCGUCAGCACCGACCACUACUCGGACCUCUGUCAGAAAGAACUCACCACGGACAAUUGCUGCCGGCCGUGGUCCGUGGCGAACUACGUGACGUUCCUAUCGAACAAAACCUCCUGCUUCGAUCUAAACGAGGAGGACAUUGCCAUGGUUAAAACAUUGCUGUUUGAUUGCUUCCAGUACUAUCACAACAUGAAGCUGAGCAACGAUUGCAUUCGAUCUGCCUGCGUGGUUCCGAACGAAUGCAAACAGCACAAUGCUGUUUACAAUAUAUUGCAUUAUUUGACGGACGUGGAUUUUAUUAAGCUGAAUGAAUCUUCCGAGUUUCUCAACGCAACGAUGAUUUUCUUUCCAAUAGCCAGGAGCACGAAGGCAAUGGACCUCUAUCACAGUCUUCGACAAGAGAACUUGGAGAACCCACUGGUUGCAGUCGUGGCUAUGGAUAUGGGCUUGAAGAAUGCCCUUUUCGAUGAAUGUCUCCUGCGGGACGGUUGGCUGGUAGGACUCGGCGGGAUUUUCGUAGUGGUUUCGAUGUGGAUCUACACAAAGUCGCUGUUUGUCACACUUAUGACGGUGGUUGCUGUGAUUUUCUCGCUCGGGAUCGCCUACUUCAUCUAUACGCUGAUCUUUGAGCUAUCGUUCUUUCCGUUCAUGAACAUGCUGGCUGUGGUCGUGGUUGUUGGUAUCGGUGCCGAUGACGCUUUUAUUUUCCUCAAAAUAUGGCAGUGUGUCCUCGUGGAUCGGGUGAAAGCAACCGGCGCAGUGGUCGCGCUGGGACCAUCAUCAUCGGCCUAUGCGUCGGAAGCAAAUGCGGCCCGAUCGGAUACACUGGUCGGUAUCAUGGGCAGUACGAUGAGGCAUGCGUCCCUGUCCAUGCUAGUCACAACGUUGACCACGGCAGCCGCUUUCUACGCUUCAUUCGUCAGCUCAAUAACUGCUGUAAGGUGUUUCGGGAUUUUCUCCGGCACUGCUGUGAUAGCAAAUUAUUUUCUCAUGGUGACGUGGCUACCGGCCUCGGUAUCCAUUGCGGAGCGGAUAUCAUGCAUAUCUCUUUGGAAACCAGUGGAACGUAUCGUAGAGAAGCUCACGUAUCCGUUCAGAGCAAUUAGUCAAUUAGGUAGAAAAAUUGAGGAUGGCAUUAUAUCAUUAGUUAUUAGUGUUCCACUGUUGUGGAUUGUUUUGCUGGGUGUUAUUGGUGUACUUAGCGGUGUGACUGUACUCCAUUGGCCGAAGUUGCGACUGCCGGAUUCUCCAGAUUUCAAGUUGUUUAUCAGCAGUCAUCCUUUCGAACGGUAUGACAGCGAAUACAAGGAUCUCUUCUGGUUCGAGAAAGUCUACAGUACAACGGACACCUUCAAGCUGCCGUUGCGGUUUGUGUGGGGCGUGCAGCCAGUCGAUCGCGGCAAUUUCCUCGAUCCGGAAGUACGCGGCUCAUUGUACUUCGACGAAAGCUUCAACAUGAGUGCCCCCGAGUCGCAACAGUGGCUGCUGGGGUUCUGCAAAAGCCUCAAGAACCAGACCUUCUAUCAGAUGAGCUACGGGCUGCUGCUGCCGAACUGUUUCAUCGAGAACUUCAUCAACUGGAUGUCCCGGCGGUGCAAUGAUUCGUUCGGCGACAUCGACAGGACACCGUGCUGUGAGGCAUCGCCGUUUCCGUUCGCCCCGGAAGUGUUCGACCAGUGCCUACCGGAGUCGAUAUCGAGCUUGUACGAGACGCCGCGGGAGUUUUUCAUUCCGGGAGUGGCGGGGCCGAAGUUUGCGCGGCAGUCCUUCGUCAACGCGACCGUGCUGCCGCAAGUGAAGGCCGUCGUGAUCGAGUACGAGAGCAAUCAGGUAUUUACGAUGUCGUAUUCGGAAAUUGACAUUUUUGUACAGGCGGUGGAAGAGUGGCUAGGAAAAAUGCUGGAGAAUGCGCCAGCUGGGAUGCGGAGUGCAUGGUUUAUAAGUGAGCUGGAGUUUUUCGACCUGCAGGACACGUUGUCGACGGGGACGAUGGUGGCCAUUUGUAUGGCCAUGGGUGUAGCGUUGUUGGUUUUGCUGUUAGUAACAUUGAAUGUGUUAAUUAGUUUGUACGCGAUUGUGACAGUUACGUUCACGAUUCUGACGACGGUGGCCGUUCUAGUGCUGCUGGGUUGGAAGUUGAAUGUACUGGAAAGUGUAGCCGUCAGUACGGCAAUAGGAUUAGCGGUAGAUUUUAGUUUACACUAUGGGGUUAAUUAUCGCAUGUCCUCCGAUACCGAUCGGAAAUCGUCGACGCAGUACUCGUUAGCUAGGAUGAUUGGCCCAACGGCGAUGGCAGCCAUCACUACCGGCAUUGCGGGAGCUCUGAUGCUGCCGUCCAAUGUGCUGGCUUACAUUCAGAUCGGGGUAUUUCUCGUAAUAGUGAUGUCCAUCAGUUGGAUCUACGCGACGUUCUUCAUGAUGAGCUUGCUCAGGCUAAUCGGGCCGCAGUUUGGUUUCGGGCAGUUUCGGUAUCCGAAAUUGCGGGGUGCACUGCGGGAUAACGGGAAAGCGCAGAUGGACGGUUCAGGCAGGGCGAAUCAUUUGCAUCAGAACACGGUUUCCGAGCAGUUGCUGUCGAACUCGAGUUCGGCGGCGGGAGAACUGGCGGGAUCGGAAACGCACGAGCUUGAUUCGCUUACUUCGAAUUCCAUUAUCAAGCCAAUCAAUCUGGACAUUUCACGUCCAAUCAAUUUCGAUCGGGCGUUCAAGAAAAAGUACUCGCUACCACGAGAGCACAGUCCGUCGACGGCCAGUGCCAUUACGGUGGUUCUGCCCGACGACGUGUAUUUCAAGAAUGGGUAAUGACGGGUAAGUUUUUGAGGUUAGCUUGGGAAAACGUGUUUUAGACGGUUUCACGAUGACAAAUUCGAACAGUCAGAAGGUUCAAUAAUAUUUUUUUUAGCAAAUAACCAUUGAACUAGUUUCAAUAAAAGACUGUUAGAUUGUGGAUAGGCUGUGUAAAUUUGGUCGAGAACUAGAUAGGUGUCAGAUUUGUAUUGUUUGAACGCAUUCAAAUUAGUGCAAAAGAGAGUUUUAAAAAUAUUUACUCGAACAUGCACUAAGUUCCAUCAAUAAUGGUUCUCGCCUAAAAUUGUUCACAUAACUAUAUCAUGUGAUUGAAAAUUUUGCUUAGACUGUGUUCAGUUUUAUCUAUGCGUUUCCCACUCUUUCUGAUUAUCUGCGAUGGUUAUUACACACUUUCUAGCACUCCAAACGCCAAAUGACGAGUGCCAUUAUCGCUAACAUCUGAACCGGACUAUACCUUUUUCACAGUAUUACUUUCACUUAAGAUUUCUUGAUUUUGAUGCAAUGGGAAAUUGCGCUUGAGCAAUGAUUCUUAUCCCAUUUCUAUUGUAAAUGGUCGCAUACAAGUCAUUUUGAUGGUUUGUAAAGAUAAGUUUUGGCAUAUUAAAUGCGUCAAUAU
This is a messenger RNA of Armigeres subalbatus, 4916 nucleotides long. RefSeq names its product protein dispatched-like. The coding region runs from base 773 to 4294 and encodes 1173 amino acids. The transcript has 9 exons. Lineage: Eukaryota; Metazoa; Arthropoda; Insecta; Diptera; Culicidae. The record is from RefSeq and is a predicted model, not a curated record. Gene Ontology annotation, molecular function: transmembrane transporter activity. Gene Ontology annotation, cellular component: membrane. Gene Ontology annotation, biological process: smoothened signaling pathway.